This is a messenger RNA of Ziziphus jujuba (common jujube), 4062 nucleotides long. RefSeq lists its product as uncharacterized. The transcript is spliced from 2 exons. The coding region runs from base 2472 to 3473 and encodes 333 amino acids. The record is from RefSeq and is a predicted model, not a curated record. Lineage: Eukaryota; Viridiplantae; Streptophyta; Magnoliopsida; Rosales; Rhamnaceae.
GACUGUAGCUUUUUUUGGCAAUCCCAUUCUCUCAUAAUAUUAAGAAACAAUUUGAUUAAAAUAUUGAUUGAAAAGCAAAUUUUCUUUUCUUUUCUUUUCUUUUCUUUUUUUAAUCCAUUGUUAUUGGAGAUAGAGAAUUCGAACUCUGGAACUUUGCAAGGAAGUUGUAGCCUAAACGCCAUUAAUGUUGCUUUUUCUUUGUAUUGUAUGUCAUUCAAAAACUAUAUUGCUUUGCUCUUUUGUCAUCUCGGAAGCAUGCUUAUACCAAUGCUAGCAUUAUUAGCUUCUUAGCAAGAGCUGAGCCGGAAACUAAAAAUAAUAAUAAAAUACAUAAAAACAAAAAUGCUUAUAAAUUUUUAGCUUCAAAAUCUGCAAAUCUGAUUGGACUUGAAAAUGGAAUAACAUUUGGUGUUGGAAGCAGGACAUUAUUUGAUCCAAGUCUCUUUAUCGGUUGUGGGAGAAGAGAGCAGAUGAUAUGUAAGUUAGCAUGCACAAACUGCAUAUUCAAAUCCCUUAGAUAAACAGUAUGCUAGUCUCUGCAAAUAUCAAUUGGAUACACAAUUUCAUAAAUAAAAAAUAAAAAUAAUAAAAAAAAUAAAAAGAAAUGGUGACUUUUAGUGUUAACUGUUUGUUUUCUUAAAAAGUUGCAAACAAAAUAUAUACUUGGUAUACAAGAGUUUGUAAAAAAAUAAAAAAAUAAAAAUAAUAAUAAUAAUUAUGAAAAAAUAAUUAAAAAACAAAUGAUAGACUAGUUUGUCAAUUAAUUUUAAAAAGAACUUUCAUUUCUAUAAUUGAACUUUUAUUUUUAUAAUUUAAAAUAUAGACUUGGUGGUUCCUUCAAUUGUCCUUAUUUCCCUGACAACAGAGUUUGUCCGGUUAAUUUUAUAAACAACUAAUUUCAUUUAUUUAUAUAAUUUAAAAGAUAGAGUUGGCAAGGUCAACCAUGUAGUGCUAUCUUAAAAUAAACAUGCGCAUUAUGGCAUCAUAUGGAAAACUUUGUAUUUGUUUUUUCCUCUACUUGUUUCUUUACAAGUUACAUAUAUUAAUAUAAAUAAUACUAAUUUGGAAGGGAAACAAUAUUAUUGCCAUUUAAUUUCAAUGUGAAAAAAAAAACAUUAUAUCUAUAUUGCAUUAACAGUAUUUAAAUGGAUAUAUAUAUAUAUAUAUAUAAGUGUUUGGUUCCAGAUCGUGACAACAGUUUUUUCAAAUACUUUAUGAACAACUUUCAUUUCUAUAAUUUAAAAGACAGAUCACUUGGAAAGGUCAAAUAUGUGGUGUAAUAUAUGAUUUUUUUUUGGUCCUCAUCCAAAUUAUUACUUUUGCAAUAAUGGCUGAUAAAUACUAAUGGAUUUUUCUUUUAAAAAAAAUAAAUUUAAAUUCUGUAUUUUUUUGCCUGCAUUUAAUAUUGUGCUACAUCAGUAUCAUAUAUUAUCAGGUAAAGCCACAUAGUCAGCUAGAUUUUAAAAACCUCAAAAAUAUAGGAUUUUUCAUUGAAUAAAGAAAGUUUUCUCUCUGCGUGCAAUUUUGUUUGAGGAAAGUAAUUAUGUGUUUCUGCAUUUAUUUUCUUUCAAGAAGGGCGUUGAUGCAUGGGGUUUUGUAUUAAAAGAGGCGUUUUGAUUUUGGGCUAAUAUUGGUAUUAAUUGAAGUAUUGACUGAUAUUUUAGAAUGAAAAUUUUUCAAAAGGCAGUGUUAAGAGAAAAGCAAUGGGAAAAGAAACUAUGGUCGUGUAAAAAGAACAACCCCUACAUUUUAUCCUAUAUUGCACCAUUUCAAAUACUAAUUAAAGUGCAGAAAACAUGGUGAAAAUUCCAUUUUAUAAAAAGACUUUCGUUAAUAUAAUUUAAAAGAAAAUUUAAGGAGGAUGCUUUAAUUAUUGCUUUCUUCCUGAGAUCACAACACAGUUUAUUCAAUUAAUUUUAUGAGCAACUUUCAUUUUUCUCAUUUUAAGAGAUAGACUUGAGGAGGUCAAUAAUCAUGUUAGUUAUUUUAAAAUAAACAUGAGGCGGUCCCUUUGGAAAACUUGUAUUUGUUUUUUUCCACUACUUUUAAUUUUUUCUCAACAACUUGCGUAUAAUUAAUACUAUAAGUUUGGAAGGUCAAAUUUAUUAGUAUUAAUUUAUUUCAAGUGUGAAAAUAACACCAUAUGUUGAAAAAAAAUAAAAAAUAAAAAAAUCCCCUUGUAUUGUUAAUACCCCACUUCUUUGUCUUUGUGAGAGGCAGAGAGUUGUGCUCCGGAAGCGCAUUGAAUUUUUUCAUGGUUUUUCUUAUCAUUAUAGCUUGUAUAGAAAGGACAGUUCCUCUUUCAACCUCAAGCUAGCUUGAAUAUUCGGCAUUUCUGGACCUUGUAAGCUCCCCGAGGUUUUUUUUUUUUUUUUUUUUUUCCAGUGAGAAUUGGACCAACUUGGACCCAGAAUUUGCUUCUGGUCCUAUUGUUUUAGUAGUUCUGUUUCUUUUCUUUGACUUCCUAAGUCAUGCUGAGUAAGAAGGAGAUAGUUCAUCCGAGCCACAGCCAUCCCUUGUCUGUUGGUACCGAUAAGCGAUUUAUCAACCUUGAACAUUGCAAUGUUUGCCGUGGAUACAUGAAAGACUUCAAAGAUUAUUACUACUGUCCAAAAGAGGAAUGUAAGUACUACCUACAUAUCAAAUGCUUUAAAUUCAAAGAAACUACCCAAGAAUAUCACCCACUUCACCCACACCACCCUUUAACUCUGUCCUUCACAAAUCCUAAUAAUAAUGGUGAAAUCAAGUAUGAAUGUAGUUUCUGUAGGGAAACCAAAUCCGGUUAUUUCUACCAUUGUGGCCACCAUCAAUGUGAUUUCCGCAUCGAUCUUAUUUGCUCUACUGAUUUUGAAUGGAUGAGCUCUGCAUUACUUAGGAGAUUUGAGUUUCAACAUUUCUUUCAUGAUCAUAAACUCUCUCCUCUUAAGUCAGAAUAUAUACGAUCUUGUAAUGGAUGUGGGUUGAGAACUUUCGAUGUUCCCAUUUUGGGUUGUCAAAGAUGCCAUUUCUAUCUCCAUCCACUGUGUUCCCAAGUCCCAAAAGAGAUGGUUCAUCCUUUCCAUCCACAGCACACUCUAACCCUUUUGCAGAAACCGCCUGCUGAUGAGUUGCGUUGCAUAGCAUGUCGUAAGAGGAUCAAAGAUGCAUUUGUCCUCCAUUGUACUCAGUGUCCCUUCAACCUUGACAUUGGUUGUGCUUUCUUAAAGCCUAGUGUCAAACAUGACCGCCAUAAGCACCUUCUUGCACAUUUUGAGAAAAUAGACCUGGAUGAUGUUCUAUGCAUUGCCUGCAAUAAGGUUGUGAUGCUGAUUUGUUUCGUUGCUUCGCCUGCGAUUUUAAUAUCCACUCCGGAUCAUGCAUGUCUUUGCCAAGUACCGUCGAUUACUAUGACCAUAUCCAUCCCCUUACUCUUAUCAGUUCUUAUAGAGAAGAUGAUUCAAACCAGUAUUACUGUCACGUUUGCGAAGAAAUAAGAGAUCCAGAUUAUGGUGCUUAUCACUGUGAAGAAUGCAAGAUUGCAACUCAUAUCGAAUGUGUUCUUCCUAAGGAGACGAGUAGUAUAUCAGAGGAAAUAGUGGAAUCUUCUUCAACUGAAAAGCAAGAAGAGAUUGAGGAGCAAGGAGAUAAUACCACAGAAGAAGAUAUUGAGGCAGUAGCUAGUUAUGAAAUGGUGUCCGCAGAACAUACCAUUCUUCUUCAGCUAGAUGUGGAGAUGGCAAAGAUUCGAGAAGAAGUGAAAGGAUUGAAGAAACAACUAGGAGAAAAACUCAAGGAACUUGAGGAGAGGGAAGGAAGAGCUGAAAGUGUGCUAAGAGAACUUAAAGAGAAGUUUAAUUACAUGAACUAAUUAUAAUUAGUAUCAUGCUAUUAAUUGUGCAAAGUAAGCUUGUAACAACGUUUAGUAAAUCAUGUUUAUCCAAAAUAAGCUUGUAACGAAGUUUAGCAAAUUAUGUUUUCUGCAUAGUAAAAUAUCGUAAAUGGUUUUUGUAAUUUGUAUUGUUUGUACCCACUUUUGGUGGGAAUGUUUGCUGCUUGAUUUUAUCUCUUUUCAAAUAAUAUUUU